This is a messenger RNA of Acinonyx jubatus (cheetah), 3864 nucleotides long. It is a transcript of the gene CE2H19orf12, whose product is annotated as chromosome E2 C19orf12 homolog. Bases 2524 to 3066 code for a protein of 180 amino acids. The record is from RefSeq and is a predicted model, not a curated record. The transcript has 3 exons. Lineage: Eukaryota; Metazoa; Chordata; Mammalia; Carnivora; Felidae.
UAUGGGAGGGGAGGCCCCAUUCCUAGCCUCUGAGGUCUGUCCCCAUCAGAGUACUCUUCCUCCCUCCUCCCUCCUUCCUCGCCUCCCUGUUGCUUACAGACAAAGGCAAGCUUGGAGUGGGAGAAGGAGCAAGACUGCUUCCUCCCUCAAUCUGGCAAGCCUGGAGAAGUCAGGAGGCUGAGCUUUUUAGCAAGGACUCAGGAGAUGGGGUUACAAACCUUUCUUCCACAAGAGUCUAUUGAUGGUCUAGCUUCUAAAAUGAUUCCUGCAAGGAAAUUAAGCCAGCUUUCUCUUGGAUUGAGGCAGCCACAGUGCUACUGCUUUCUGUGGUGUAGAGCUAUUGAGCCCAGCCAGAGUUGGGCCACUUCUUCCCCUGCCCUCCCACACACCGUGACACCUGCUGGUCCUCCAGUUCUGCAGAGCCCUGGGCCUGUGCCUUGUGCUGGUCUGCCUGGGCAAAGUGGAGGUUGAGAACAGCACUUGCACAAUGAUGCCUUAUGAGCCCCUGUGGGUUUACAUAAAGUCAAUCAGAGCAGGUCGGAAGCUAGGGUUUUUUUGAUGGACAAUAGAGCGUGAUGUGGCUGUUUCCUGCCUCAUUUACAUGCGUUUUCUUGCUGUGCAGAAACGGUUUCGAGAGUGCAGAUCAUAAUGCUGCAGAAAACCUGUUUUAGGAGUGGUGUCUGGGCAGAGUGCACUGGCCAGGAGGCCAGCCUUGCAGACCACCCUUGGGGUCUUCAUGUGCCCGGAAAUGGGAAGCUCACUGCAGCUUCCAGAGGGGCUUUCCUAGGACGGGAGCUUUGUCUCCCUUUCCCCAGCAUAAUUGACUGAUAAAAAGCUAGAUAUAAACCAGAUAUAAAGUAUACAAUGAUUAGACGUUCUACAGGAGAGUUUUUAGCUUUUUGAAAGGCUUGACCAUGAAAUUAAAUGCCUUUGGUUAUCAAUAUUUGAAAUAAAUGAGCAUUUGAAAUAAAACUCAUUUUGUUUUCAUAGCUUCACAGGACCAUGGCUACUGGGUGAAUCAAGUCCCACCCUCCAUCCCCUCAUGUUUUAGUGACUUCUGCUGUGUGCAGUCCCUUAGCUCUUGUGAUGCUAUUUUACUCUUGUGACACUUGUGAGUGGACAAGUCUUGACCCUCAAGUGGGCUGCCUUCCAGGGAGGAGAAGGCAGCAUGUACUCUGUGAGAGGCUGCCAGUAGUGAGCAAAGGUGCCUGGAAGCUGGGAGGUGCCUUGAUGGGUCCAGGACACAUGCAGCCAAAGCAGGAACGGGCAUCCUGACUUCUCCUCCAGUCCCUCGGGCGGCCCUUCAGGGCCUGCCCCUCAUUGCCUCUAUACCCCACUUGGUCAAACAGACCCAUUCGGGGGAUGCUUGUUUGCAGUUUCUGAACUUGAGGACUAAUUAAGAGAUGUCAGAUGUCCCAGGUCACGCUCUCUUAGGGUCUUGCUGUCCAAAGUGGGGUUAGAAGGCCAGCUGGAGGCUUGUUCGAAAUGCACAAUCUCAGCCCACUCCUGCUGGCUGUACUUAGCAAGGUCGUCAGUGGUUCCCGUGCACUGAGGAGAAUCACUGAUCUCAACAAUACUGCAGGGACCAGAGCACAGGAGACUUCUUACCUCUCUGGGGACUGCACAGAAGUUCUGAAACCUGACUGUGGUGAUCCAGUAGGCCCACAGACUUCGUUCUAAGGGCUCAAAUUGCUCUCCCAGGGUUGGGAGGGUAAUUUUACACUAGAGGCUGGUUCUGGAUUAUCCUUGGGUCAAAAAGAAGAUGUAACCAAAAGAUAUUGAGCAACAGGGUCUGCCCCAAACUUUGCAAGUUCCUUUAGCAACAUUCCUUUAGCAAAUGUGUCAGCCCUGAGUGAAAACAGGAGUGAUGGAAAGGAAGUACCCACUGAGUCUUGCGUACAGCUGAAGCAGGAAGGAGAAGCACCAGCUCGGGCCGCUUUGAUUUUAGCCCCCAGCCCAGGCGGGUGGCCCAUCACUGUAGUGGCUCUCCAUUCAUGCCCACCCUGGGUCAGAGCCCACCCUGCCCUUGCCCUGCCUGCCUGCCAGUUUCCCCCAGUAUGGCAAACAAUUUCCUGACCUCAGAGAAGUUUUCUAAGGUCAUUGUUCCAAAGGCCCAUCUGUCUCUGUCCAAACAUAUGCAACCCCCUGGAAUUCUUUGGUUUAUUUUAUUCUCUGAUUGUUUCAUAUUACCAUGUCAUCCUGUCUCUGUCUUUGAUACCCCACAUGCAGAACCGGAUUGGGUUUAGGAGUGGUGUGUGUCAGUAACAGAAUGUCCAUUUGUUUAUUUAUUUUUUACAUUUUAUUUAUUUUUAAGGGGGGGGGGGCACAGCACAAGUGGGGGAGGGGCAGAGAGAGAGGGAGACACAGAAUGGGAAGCAGGCUCCAGGCUCUGAGCAAGCGGUCAGCACAGAGCCCGAUGCGGGGCUCGAACUCACAAACCAUGAGAUCAUGACCUGAGCCCAAGUCAGACGCUUAACCAACUGAGCCACCCAGGCACCCCCAGAAUGUCCAUUUAGAGCCAUCAUGUCUGAGGGCCUGCAGUAUUCCAGACUCACACUGGCCACUUUGCAUCCAUUCUACUUAUACCUUUCAAGAAUCCAGCUUGUAGGUGGUUUGUCUCCAUAUUACAGGCUUGCCGAGAUGCCCGUCGUGGUAGGAGACAUCAUGAAGCUGCUCUGCUCCAUUUCCGAGGAGAGGAAAAUGAAGGCGGCCGUCAAGCACUCUGGGAGGGGAGCACUGGUCACAGGGGCCGUGGCCUUCGUCGGGGGCCUGGUUGGAGGCCCACCUGGGCUAGCUGUUGGGGGGGCCGUCGGGGGUCUAUUAGGUGCAUGGAUGACAAGCGGACAGUUUAAGCCAAUUCCUCAGAUCCUAAUGGAGCUGCCACCCGCUGAGCAGCAAAAGCUCUUUAAUCAAGCCACCGCCAUCGUCAGGCACCUGGAGUGGAUGGACGCCGUGCAGCUGACCACGCUGGUCAUGGGCAGUGAGGCCCUGCAGCAGCAGCUGCUGGCGAUGCUGGUGAACUAUGUCACCAAGGAGCUCCAGGCCGAAGUUCAGUACGAUGACUAGGUCGUUCCUCCUGGGACACAGGGGUCUCGUGUACGUGAUUCAGACCCACAGAAGGGGACAGGGGGUUUGGGAAAGCCCCACAUCAUCAGUGUGUUACCUUGCGUGGAAUGAAAGCUGCUGGAGAGGUUACUGCGGCGCGGUUUCAUGCUCUGGAGAUUAUUUAUGAAGACGUCGUGUUUUGGGGUCGUGUGCACUAAUAUGCACUGACCACCCUGUGGCUGGAGGGCUGGUGAAGAGCGACAUCAGUGACAGCUUUCCGGGUCCACUGUUACUCACAAGGCAGUGUGGCGGAAGGCCCCUGUGUUCCACCUCCCCACCUGUGAAGGAGUCCUGUCCUAAGCACCUGUUAGAGGACGCCUGUCCUAAGCACCUGUUACGGGACCUGUUUCUCCCCUGGGGCCCUGGGUCUCAGGACCUGGGAGCUGGCCCAUGAGGGAAUCACAUUUCCCUCAUGUGCCCCUUCCCUGGCCAGUGACUUCCAAGUGUCCCUUCCAUGGAGGGGCGGUCGGCAUGUUGAGUGAAGCCACAACAUCAAGGCCCCCAGCCCUUCUCCCACGUGGCAUACCUGGGCUCUCACUGUCCCAGGGGCUUACUCUCCCCAUCUGAAAAGUCGUGGUAGUUCUUGAGGUUUGCUUUUCAAAUUAAGUACUUUCAGUAAAAAGUGUUGCUCUUUCUGAAUUGAUAGAAUCUAGGAAAUGCGUCCACCCUAAAUUCUCCCUUAAUACUAUAUUCACUUUGUUUUCGGAACCGUAACUUGACUAGGUGUUAUCAAAUUGCAAUAAAUGUUUUCUGAGCAGG